Brassica napus (rape) is the source of this 1229-nucleotide messenger RNA. RefSeq lists its product as uncharacterized. The transcript has a single exon. The record is from RefSeq and is a predicted model, not a curated record. Lineage: Eukaryota; Viridiplantae; Streptophyta; Magnoliopsida; Brassicales; Brassicaceae. Bases 239 to 1027 code for a protein of 262 amino acids.
UUUUGAUGCAAAAUUAAAAAUUAAGCAUCUUUACACAUAAUAAUUACAGAAAUUGCCAUUCCCAUGUGCCACAACCGCUUCUCCUAUAUAUACGGCUGUUUACACAAGAUGACAAAAAGAAAGAAAGAAAGAAAACGCCAUUAAACAAAAACCUCUCCCUAAAUCUCUCACGCUCUCUUCGUUUGUCAACUGUAAACCCCACAGAAGAAGGAGAGACGAUUCACACUACAAAAGAAAGAUGGAGAAGGUAGAUGAGUAUAGUGCCUCCACGGCGUCGUUUUCACCUAGCUUCAGCACUUACUCCGGCGAUAGACUCGCCGAGAUCGCCGCACGAGUCGGCAGCGAAAGUUAUAAAGAGAACGGAAACGAAGAAUUCGAGUUCGCGAUCCUCCAGACGCCUUCUUCUUCUUCUUCCUCCGGCGACGGUGGACUAGUCUUCCCUGUUUUCGACCAGACUCUCCUCUCCGACACUUCCGCCGCCGUGGAACGUGAGGACGUUUCGCCGGAAGCGGUUGCGACGCCUUUAAAAGAUCUGUUCCUCCGCGAGCGCAACGACCAGCCGCCGCCGCCACCGCCGCAGACGUAUUCAUCGUCGUCGGAGGACGAGGAAGAUGAUGAUCUAGACACGAUACCGAGCGAGAUCUACUGUCCAUGGACGCCGGAGAGAUCAGCGGCGGAGAUGUCUCCGAGCGGAGGAUGCAGAAAGAGCAAAUCGACGGGGUCGUCGACGACGUCGUCGUGGUCGAGGAGACGGUGGAGAAUCAGAGAUCUGUUAAAGAGAAGUCGCAGCGACGGGAAACAAUCACUCGAGUUCCUAGAUUCCACGACUUCAUCACCUUCUCCGAAGACUACUACGGUGGUGAAGAAGAAGGAGAAGGAGAAGGUUUCAGCACACGAGAAGUUUUACUUGAGGAACAAAGCUAUCAAGGAAGAAGACAAGAAAAGAUCAUAUCUUCCGUACAAGCAAGAUCUUGUCGGACUUUUCUCCAACGUUAGCCGUUUCAGCAAAACUUUUCCUCCUUUCUAAUCUGAUCUGAUCUGAUCUGAUCUGAUCCAUAACACCAGACAAUGUCCUCUCUUCUCUUUGGAUCCAUUCGGUUAAACUUUAGUUUUUUUUGUUUGUUUUAUUUACUUUCUAAUAAAGUAUAACUAGUUCACAUUCGUAUCUAAUAAACUAUAGCUUAUAAAAGAUGUAGUAGAUGACUGUUUAAUAAGUACGUCUUCAAUUA